Messenger RNA from Corticium candelabrum, 3095 nucleotides. RefSeq lists its product as uncharacterized. The transcript has 21 exons. Gene Ontology annotation, biological process: signal transduction. The coding region runs from base 88 to 2460 and encodes 790 amino acids. Lineage: Eukaryota; Metazoa; Porifera; Homoscleromorpha; Homosclerophorida; Plakinidae. The record is from RefSeq and is a predicted model, not a curated record. Gene Ontology annotation, molecular function: protein binding.
GUGGGUGCGGCAUGUCCAGGCCAUUCCCUAUUGUGCCGCUAUAAAUGCAGUUUCCGAGUGGCAAAGUACUGAAAACAUUUUAAUGCGAUGAGUGAAGGAGCAGAUGACGCUGACUGCAACGCUAGCGGGUUAUCAUCGGUUUCGUUUGACGACGUAAGUUGUCCUCCGGCCGAAAUCUACAACGCUAUUCGAAGCAACAACGCCGAGUUGCUCGAAGACCUUCUUUCCAAGCAGAACAUCGACCUUCUGGGUUGUCUCGACAACAAAGUGAAAAUGACUGUGUUACAUCAAGCUGCCGUUGUCAACAAGCCCGAUAUUCUUACAAUUGUCCUGGCAGCACUUUGGAGGAAAGGGAUUGUGGUGCAGGCGUUGAGGUCAUGUGACAGCAAUGGGUCUACUCCUCUUGCCUGCACAGUAGAGGAUCCUAGAUUGUUUUCUAAUUUCUCGGCGUUGCUAAAGGCUUGUGAAGAGAGUGCACCAGAUGUGGUGCGCUGGAAGAAUGAGAAUGACAGCAAUCUACUUCAUGUUGCGGUCGAUCGUCGCUGUGUACCCGUAUUGAGAGCAUUGAUUGCCAGAGACAAUAUGCAAGCAGCAUUAUUGGAGUUGAACAAAUCUCAGUCAACACCAUUGGAAGUAGCAAACUCUCAGCUGCGAAUGAAUCAAACUCAACUACAAAUGGAGAAGUCAUCGUUUGAGCAAAUGGCCACUAUAAUGAAAUGGAACAAGAUGACACGCCAGUUUCACGAACGAUCUAGAUUCAGUCACAGAAUGGAGGUUAUCAAAGCACUUCAGGAGAUCGUGGCAAUUCUGGAGCAUCCUACUGUGGAAGCAAAGGCUGCUGCUGCUGCUCAAGCGGCUUCAGAAGCUCUGAAGUUGAAAGAAGAGUUGAGACGACGAGAAAUUCGUGAUAAGUGUAUUGAACUUGUAGAAAAAGGAGAUUGGCCUAACUUACUGGUGCUCAUUCGGUCAAAUGAUGCGGCUGACAAGACGACUGCUCUGGAAACAAUCUAUUUUGCUAUGAUGGAAGGGAAACUGGAUGACACCGCAGUUCCCAUAUUAAAAGAAGAAGACUUUGAAGCUUUGCAGAAACUUUUGGUUAGCAAGAAUGGCUUUACUCGUCUCUAUGCUGCAUCGACUCUCUAUUUUGUUUGCAAAGAGAAAGCCAAUCAAACUCUUAUGACAAAACACGCCAGUAUAAUGACGUCACUUUUAUCUUUGUUGCGCACUCUCAAUAUGGAUAUGCAGCUAUUGUGUCUCAAUAUUGUUCAUACAUUGGUCAUCAAUGAAACGCUAGAUGACAAAACUUGCUGGAUACAACCUCUUCUUUUACUGAAGUCUUAUAGUUGUUCGACCAAACUGCAAAGAAUUGCUGGAGAGAUUUUAGGUCGACUGCAUGAUGAGUCAAUGGUUAAUCCGGGAAUGUGGGCAGUGGAAGAUGUUGCAGUUUGGUUGGAUGGCAAAGAGGAGUUACAAGAUAGAUCUCUUUACUGUAAGCAGUUCAUUGAAAGUGGCAUUGAUGGUUUGCACUUGUUGGAGUUGACACACGAAGACAUGAAGGGACUUGGUGUGAAGCAUCUUAGUGACAGAAGAAGGAUAGCAUCGUUUGUAGAUGACUUACGAAGGCUCAAUGCACCGUCAGUUGUUGGCAAGCGAGACAUCUUUUUGAGUUAUGCUCACAUCAAUAUUGCCUUUGCUAGGAGUAUUAGGAAUGCUCUGACCGCCGCAGGUUAUUCAGUGUGGAUAGAUGAAGCUGGCAUUCGUGCUGGCGUCAAAUGGCGUGAAGCAAUAGCGAAUGGUGUUGAGCAUUGUAGAGCUUUUGUAUUUGUCACGACGCCUCGGUCUGCUUCAUCGGAGUAUUGCAUGGAUGAACUAGGGUUGGCCGAGGAGCAAAAAAAGCCAAUAUUUAAUGUCGUUUUGGAGGAAGUUCCAAUGGCAUCUAUGGAUCCAGGGUUUAGGCUCAUAAUAUCAAGAAGACAGUGGACAUUCUUUACCGAUGAAAGCAAAUUUGGAGAAUCAUUUGAGAAACUGCUGAGUGGUAUCAAAAUGACUAUUGGAGGUGGUCGUCUUGACAACAAACUGUUGGAAUAUUUAGUGAUUGCUGUAUUUGGAGACGUUAUCAGUUUCAGUUUGUUUUUUAGCCUUGAAAAGAGUGAACUCACAAAGGACGAGACUGAUGCUGCUUCUACAUCACAAAGCCAGGCUAACUCUCAGUCAGUAGGCCACGGUCUUCUGUACGUGGAAAGUACUCGAGAUGACGAUGAAACAGACAUACACCAGAAAGUAUCAAAAUUGGAAGAGCGAGUAUGUCAGUUGGAGAGCGAGCUGGAACGAAUGCGCUCUCUGGAACGAGAAGUAGAAGAAUUGAAACACUUGUUUAUAGUUGCCAAUACUCAAACAAUGUCAUCUCAGAACAAGCAUUUGACUGAAACCACGGAAUCGUCUCUCUGCAAUUUAUUGUGACUAAUGCUAUAAACUUUUAUAAUUAUGGUUUUAGCGGAUUGAUAUUAAAAUGUUUGAUUAAAAACGGUGGCAGUCUGUCUGUAAUUUAUUGUAACUAAUGCUAUAAACUUUAUAAUUAUGGUUUUAGCGGAUUGAUAUUAAAAUGUUUGCUUAAAAACGGUGGCAGAUAUUACUGGCUAUUGUACUAAAAUGUUAUUAAGAUAGUGAUCAAAGUGAUUCACUAAAUUUCUAUUGUGGGCUGUUGGCUAGUUGAAGUUGGUAGUUGAGUUUGGUGUUGUCAUUUCAGGAUGUGUGGAGACACACGGUCAAGUGGUCGUUUGGUGAGUUCGUUUACUGGAAUACCAGCACACGCUCUCUAUGCAAGACAUUGAUACACCGUCGAGAGGACGAAGACAUCCUGUACCUGCAUGUGAAUCACAGUCAUCACUGUAUGGUAAGAGACCUGCAUGUCUGGAUAAUCUCGAAAUCAGUUAAUCAAUUGACUUAAUCGAUUACAAAACUGUUAUCAAUAAGGCUGGUAUUAAACAUUCCUAGUAAGCAGACACAUUUUUGAUUGCAUUUUCUUUAGCUACUAAAUAUCUUUCUAUUUGACACAAUCUUUGUUUGAAGCGAUUAAAUUAAUCCAACUGUGAGGA